This is a messenger RNA of Linderina pennispora, 979 nucleotides long. Its product is annotated as alpha N-terminal protein methyltransferase 1-like protein. Gene Ontology annotation, biological process: N-terminal protein amino acid methylation. Gene Ontology annotation, molecular function: N-terminal protein N-methyltransferase activity. Lineage: Eukaryota; Fungi; Kickxellomycota; Kickxellomycetes; Kickxellales; Kickxellaceae. The record is from RefSeq and is a predicted model, not a curated record. The coding region runs from base 173 to 868 and encodes 231 amino acids. The transcript has a single exon. Gene Ontology annotation, cellular component: cytoplasm.
GAAAGAUAAAACUCUACUCGGCCUGCUCGAGAUCGCGAGCCAGGAUCAGGCCCUGAUCAGGAACUUUUUUUUUUCUUGAGCCGGUCCUAGCUCACGCAUUCCCCCUUCCCCUCAUAGCUCAUUUCGCUACCUCAAUUCCGCUUUCCUCUAUAAUACCACACACAUAUAUACUAUGCCCGAUUCACGGAAACCGCAAUUCAGGCCCACUACGACCUGGUAUGAGGAUGCUGACAAGUACUGGAAGAGUGUAAAGUCCAACAACGACGGGAUGCUCGGUGGACUGGAGUACGUGCACGAGCCAGAUAUCCGGGACUCGACGGCGUUUCUCUCAAAGCUGGUCUCGCAAGGAAAGCUAACCAGUGGUACGUCAUAUGCCUGCGACUGCGGCGCAGGGAUCGGCCGUGUCAGCAAGCACUUUUUGACGGCACAAUUUGACAAAGUCGACCUGGUGGAGCAGAACAGUGUAUUUUUGAAGGAGGCCGAGGAGACGAAUCUGCAGGAGGCCCAAGCGCAGGGUAAAAUUGGCGAGUUCUUCCCGCUUGGUCUGCAGAUGUUUGAGCCUGCGCAGGCGCGGUACGAUGUGAUCUGGUGCCAGUGGGUGUUGAGCCAUCUGACUGAUGAGGAUCUGGAGGCUUUUCUGGUGCGCUGCAAAAGCGGGCUGAAAGACGGCGGGCUGAUCUGUGUCAAGGAGAAUGUCGCGCGGAUCGGAUAUAUCGUUGAUGAUGUUGAUAGCAGUGUGACACGUGCGACUGGCAUCUACGAGGGUGUUUUCAAGAAGGCUGGGUUGAAGGUUAUGGCGAAGCAGGCGCAGACAGGGUUCCCGCUCGGCCUGUUCCGCGUCAAUAUGUGGGCGCUGACGCCGAUCUAGGCUCUGGAGAUGUAGAAGCGCUCCAAACGGUGCCCAGGAAAAGGGGGCGCAGGACAUGGUGUAGAAAAUUGUUAUUCGAGAAAAAUGAAACAUGCAACUCUUCUUUCCUCG